GGGAUUGGGUAGAACAUGAAUCGUAGGGUGCGUAGGAAGCUGAUUUGUAGAAAAGGGAAGGAGAAGCUGAUUUUGCCAAGCUACCUUGAAAUUGAAUGUGAGAUAGCUGAUUUGGAUUUGAAACAGACAGUGGAUUGGACUUGUUUGCCUGAUGAUACAGUCAUUCAGCUGUUCUCUUGUUUGAAUUAUCGUGACCGGGCGAAUUUGUCAUCGACGUGUAGAACAUGGAGAGUUCUUGGUUUAUCUUCGUGCUUGUGGACUUCGUUUGAUCUUCGAGCGCAUAAAAUUGAUGCUGCAAUGGCUUCUUCCCUUGCUUCUAGAUGCAAUAAUCUUCAGAAGCUUAGGUUUCGUGGAGCAGAGUCGGCCGAUGCGAUAAUUCUUCUUCUUGCGAAGAAUUUGCGUGAAAUAAGCGGUGAUUACUGUCGAAAAAUUACUGAUGCUACACUUUCUGCCAUUGCAGCUCGACAUGAGGCGCUUGAAAGCCUCCAGCUUGGGCCAGAUUUCUGUGAGAGGAUUAGUAGUGAUGCUAUAAAAACAAUAGCCAUUUGUUGUCCUAAGUUGAAAAAGCUUAGGCUUUCUGGAAUUAUAGAUGUCAAUGCUGAGGCUCUGAAUGCUUUAUCAAAGCAUUGCCCAAAUUUGCUCGAUAUUGGGUUCAUCGAUUGUUUGAAGAUAGAUGAGAUGGCCCUUGGAAAUGUAGCAUCGGUUCGUUUUCUUUCGGUUGCAGGUACCACAAAUAUGAAGUGGGGUGCGGUUUCACAUCAGUGGCACAAGCUGCCUAAUUUGAUUGGUUUAGAUGUCUCACGAACGGAUGUUGGUCCUGUUGCUGUAUCAAGAUUAAUGUCGUCAUCUAAGAGCUUAAAAAUCUUGUGUGCCUUCAAUUGUUCGGUUUUAGAAGAAGAUGCUGGCUUCACUGUCAGCAAAUAUAAAGGCAAAUUAUUGCUUGCCCUUUUCACCGAUGUUGUGAAGGAAAUAACUUCUUUAUUUGUCGAUACUACAAAGAAAGGUGAAAAUAUGUUGUUAGAUUGGAGAAAUUUGGAGAAUAAAAAUAAGAGUUUGGACGAGAUAAUGAUGUGGAUCGAGUGGAUAUUAUCUCAUAAUCUCCUGCGUAUCGCUGAGAGCAAUCAGCACGGUCUGGAUAAUUUUUGGCUUAAUCAAGGAGCAGCAUUAUUACUUAGUUUGAUGCAGAGUUCACAAGAAGAUGUUCAAGAAAGGGCAGCAACAGGCCUUGCAACUUUUGUUGUCAUCGAUGACGAAAAUGCUAGUAUCGACUCUGGAAGGGCAGAAGAAGUUAUGCGGUGUGGUGGAAUACGUCUCCUCCUAAAUUUGGCUAAGUCUUGGAGGGAAGGGCUCCAAUCCGAGGCAGCAAAGGCCAUAGCAAACUUGUCCGUGAACUCUAAUGUUGCAAAGGCUGUAGCCGAAGAAGGUGGAAUCGAUAUUCUUGCUGGUCUUGCAAGAUCCAUGAACAGGCUCGUUGCAGAAGAGGCUGCUGGAGGAUUGUGGAAUCUUUCGGUUGGCGAGGAACACAAGGGUGCGAUUGCUGAGGCUGGCGGAGUAAGAGCUUUAGUUGAUUUGAUAUUUAAAUGGUCUUCUGGUGGUGAUGGAGUUCUUGAACGUGCUGCGGGUGCACUAGCAAAUUUGGCAGCUGACGAUAGGUGUAGUACUGAAGUUGCUUUAGCCGGUGGCGUGCAUGCUUUGGUGAUGCUUGCUCGCAAUUGCAAGUUCGAAGGAGUGCAAGAACAGGCAGCUCGCGCAUUGGCAAAUUUGGCUGCCCACGGUGAUAGCAACACAAACAACUCUGCUGUUGGACAAGAGGCAGGUGCACUUGAAGCACUUGUCCAACUCACACAUUCUCCUCAUGAAGGUGUCAGGCAAGAAGCUGCUGGAGCCCUAUGGAACUUAUCAUUUGAUGACAGAAAUAGAGAAGCGAUUGCAGCUGCAGGUGGUGUCGAGGCAUUGGUUGCUCUAGCACAAUCUUGUUCAAACGCAUCCCCGGGUCUUCAGGAAAGGGCAGCUGGUGCUCUGUGGGGAUUGUCGGUUUCGGAAGCGAACAGCAUUGCUAUUGGUCAGCAAGGGGGCGUUGCGCCGUUAAUUGCUUUAGCACGCUCAGACACCGAAGAUGUUCACGAGACUGCUGCUGGAGCGCUUUGGAAUCUUGCCUUUAACCCAGAUAACGCCCUUUGCAUUGUGGAGGAAGGCGGUGUUCCAGCCUUAGUUCAUCUUUGUUAUGCAUCAGUUUCGAAAAUGGCUCGCUUCAUGGCUGCGUUGGCGUUAGCUUACAUGUUCGAUGGAAGAAUGGACGAAUGUGCCUUACCAGGAAGCUCAUCAGAAGGCAUUUCCAAGAGUGUGAGCUUAGAUGGGGCUAGAAGGAUGGCAUUAAAGAACAUUGAAGCCUUUGUCCAAACGUUUUCAGACCCACAAGCAUUCGCCUCUGCUGCUGCAUCCUCGGCACCCGCAGCGUUGGUUCAAGUAACAGAACGAGCUCGUAUUCAAGAAGCGGGCCAUCUUCGAUGCAGUGGAGCUGAAAUUGGAAGAUUUAUUACAAUGCUUCGAAAUCCAUCACCUACACUAAAAGCAUGUGCAGCAUUUGCUCUUUUACAGUUUACGAUCCCAGGGGGUCGGCAUGCCUUACACCAUGCAAGCCUUAUGCAGAAUGCAGGAGCAUCGAGAGCCCUGCGUACGGCAGCUGCAGCAGCAACUGCUCCAUUGCAAGCCAAGAUCUUUGCUAGAAUUGUUCUUAGAAACUUAGAGCAUCACAACAUUGAAUCUUCCCUUUAAUGACAAGUUCAAUAUAAAUCUCCAACAGAUGCUGACUUCUUGUGCAACUCAUCUCAUGGAGCUUAAAUGAGCUGCAUGGCAUGCCCGACCGAACCAGUCGCGCUUGUAAAUGCCCCAUUAAUCAUAUACCGAGUUUCUGUUGCCAAGUAGUUCACAAACUAUGUGGUUCGCCUUCUCAGCUUCAAUGUUACUUCCUGGUGUACAACUUUUAUCAGGCAUCAAAAAGGUCGUUUUCGAAGCAUGUUCUUCCUGUAUGCUCGGUCCCAUUCUAGUAGAGUUCAUAUAUACCGACGGUACUUUAUGCAGGGAGUCGAAAAGAAUCACGUUACCUUGAAACCUUCUUUUCUUUCUUUUUUUUUUUUUUUUUUUUUUUUUUUUUUUUUUUUGUUAAUAUUGGUUUUGAUGAUAUUUUGCUUGUAAUGAUAGAAGUUCUAAAUAUGCUAAAGAUUGUACAAUGUUUAGCUCUCAUUUUUGCAGUUGGAGUGGUUGAAAAUGAAUUGAGGAUGUUUAGUUACUCAACUUUAUUUAAUUAAAUGUCUAUCCAUUUGAAGGUGGAGUUGUUUAAUAAA
Molecule: messenger RNA, 3344 nt
Organism: Cucurbita maxima (winter squash)
Lineage: Eukaryota; Viridiplantae; Streptophyta; Magnoliopsida; Cucurbitales; Cucurbitaceae
Product: protein ARABIDILLO 1-like
Exons: 16
Coding region: 16-2775 (919 amino acids)
Molecular function (GO): protein binding
Source: RefSeq, a predicted model, not a curated record